GACCUGCGAGUGACCAGGAACGGAAAACAACCAGCYAGCCAGCAAAACCAGAGCAAAGCAAGGCACMAACACAGCAAAACAGCGAAACAACCAAACCAACACACACCAGCAAUCSAAUCCAAUCSAAUCCAAUCCAAUCCAGGAUGCCCGUCUUUGCGGUGUGCGUCACCGCCGCCGCCGCGGGCUUUUCCGCCGCCUAYGAGGCCGGGAGGGCCAGCGGGGAGCGAGCUUGCCGGGAAAGCCGUUCCCGGAASAAGCCCCAUCCCUCCCGGCCCUUCAAGGCCAUCGCCGGGGGGAGCGACUACCGCUUCGCGGCCCUGCUCGCYKGUCUCCUGGUCUUCGAAACAUGGSUCCUCCCGCGGUCCUGGAACCCCUUCUGGCAGGCCCUGGAAACAGCGGAAGCUUCCUCGCCGGUCUCGUUGUGGUCCCGCUUCGUUUGCCUCCUCGUCUACGGGUGCUGGAGCGGGGUCCUGGCCAUCGGCUACGGGGGGGUCUCGGCCCUCUGCGACGCCCUCCACGACGAGCGGGAGCUCCUGGAAAAAAGGGCCUCCGAGCACCGCAGGGCGGCCAACGCGGCCGAGACGGCCCUCGAGGAGGAGGACCGCCGCCUCUCCUCCGAAAAGCGGGCCCUGGUGGCCUCCCUCGCCGCGGCCGCGGGCGAGUGGAGGCGCCUGGAGGCCUCCCGGGCCGAGCACGACCGGGCCCUCGAGGCCCGGGCCGAGAACGACAGGGUCUGGUCUGGGACCCUCUCCGAGCAGCUCGACGCCAAGACCAAGAGCCUCGUCGACAACGCCAUGGACCAGCGGUGGAGGGACGUCGAGCACAGCACGGCCGGCAUCGAGGAGAUGCGCAAGAAGAACGCCGCCAACCAGAAAAGGCUGAGGGAGCAAAAGGCACUCCGGGCGGAGCGGGCCAAYGCCCAGCAGACCGAGCUCGAGGGCGAGAAGCAAAAGCUCGAGGCCCUCAAGGGCGAGCUCAAGGACCUCGGGGCCACGAUGGAGGCACUCAAGGAGGAAAACGCCAAGAAAGAGCGGGAGGCGAUCGACGCCCUCAAGGAGCGGGAGGAAAGGCUCAGGGAAAAGGAGAAAUCCUUCGAGGAAACCCACGGCAGGGAGCUGGAACGGCUGACCAAGAUAGAAGAAGAUCUAAGGGCCAGGGAGGAACGAUUUUCCUCCGGCGAGGAGCGCCUGGAGCUCCUGCGAAAGUCGGAGAAGCUCGACUCCUCCAUGGUCAACGUGGCCAGGUUCAAGAAGGAAAUCGAGAUCAGYGAGAAGGCAAARCUCGACGAGAUCGAGAAGCAGCGGAGGGUCCUGAUCGAYCAGGARAAGCAGCUUCGGSAAAUCGCCAGGAAGCGCCAGAUCGAGCUGGAGGAGCAGGAGGAGCGCCUAAAGGAGGGCGCGCAGAAGCGAGAAAUCGAGCUCCUCAAGCAGGAAGAAGAAAUCCGCAAGAAGGCGGAACAGCGCAAGACCGAGCUCGCGAAAGAGGAAGAAGUGCUCAGGAUACAGGCCGAGCAGAGAAAGACCGAACUCGCGAAACGCGAAGAAGAACUGGAGGAAAUCGCCAGAAAGCGUGACGAGGAGCUCAAGGAGAUCGAGAACAAGAGACGAGAGAUCGAGCUGGGACAGCUCGAACUGGAAUUCAAGGAGGUGGCCAAGAAGCAAGAUCUUCUCCUAGAGAAGCGAAAAGAAGAACUCAAAAAGAAGACGCUGGUGGUUUCCACCGACAACAGCGACGCGGWAGRAAGCCAGUCCGAGUCGCCGGAUCCGAACCUUCCCGGGGACGCAGAACCGAAAGCGUCUAGCUAUUACAGGAGUCUCUUCGAGCUCCACGAGGAGGAGGAAGGCCCGGAAGACGAGAUGAAAUUUGGWCGAACACCUGCGUCCCCGCGGGCGGCCAACCUUCUUUCCCCCAUUGCGGAAGACACACCGGUGGCAGCACCGGCGGUGGCGCYGGAAUCUGGCGGAAGCAGGCAAGAGCAGCAACGUCCGGUGGUMUUCCAGAGUGGCGACRAGGUCCUGAUGAGCGUCACCAAGAGMCUACACUCGGGAGCCGAGGCAGUGCUGGAAUCGAUGAAACUGAUGGGAGAGCAGGUCAUGCCAGACUCYCUCUUCACCAGCGAAACUAACGUCGAGAACGAAACACCGGUGGUAGACCAGAAACAGCAGCGGCAGCCACCCGCUCAACCCUCCUCCUCCUUCCGGCCCGCCUCGCUGAUGGACCURGACGAGGACGACGACAUCGAAUCCACCACCAGCCGCACGGUUGCCGACAAGGAACCUGCAGCGCCUGGCGCACAAGAACAAGGAAAGGACUUCGGGGAGAUCMAGGAGAGACCCCGGCCGGCCGAUGCCGCUGCCAAAAUUACCGACGGAAGCGAGGCUAGGGCAUUCUUUCCGGACAGCAUGGACCAACACCAAAACCGCGGCACGAACAGAAUGGAAGAGCGCGACGACGAAGACGAACGUCCUCAAGCCAUGGCAGACAACGACAUGGAAAGAAGCUGGCUCCAACCCGAAGAAGCCAGGGAUCCCAUCGAUAACACCGCAAGCAGGAAACACGGACGACCGAACCACAAGCACAAGGUCACCAACAGCAUCUUCGAUUCCGACAGCGAAGACGACAGCUUGUCGUACCACAUCCAGCGAGACAUUGCAAAGAAGAAUCGCCGAGAAGAGGAGCUGGAACCAGAUGGCGCCUACCCCACCGGCGAGAAAGCCACCGGGGACAGGGUUGGCCGCAAGGCUUCCCCCCUCAAGGAGAUUUCGGAAGCCCUGAGAGUGUACAAGAACGCGGACAAGAAGUCUCCGGGCCUCCGCGUCGAUUCAAGGGCGUGCGGUGCCGCAGAGAAACCAUCGUAYACGAACGAGAUCCCCGUGUCRCCRACCUCCGAGACGAGCGCGAGUAGCAACGCGUCGUUCACGGGCGAAAUUCCCAUGUCUCCGACGGCCACCACCAGCAACACCACUGAUUUCUUCAAGGGAAUCCGGUCCAUCGCCCACCAGCCCUCCGACAUGUCCUCGGUGAACUACGGCGACAGAUACGGUGUGUUUGUGAACAAGGCCGAAGAACGAGARAUCCCAGCCAAGGACAAUGGUUCUUCCAGGAGAAGGCGGUCGAAGAGAGACAUCCGCAAGAACAAGGGCAGAUCGCUGGUCGUGAGCGAGGACGCAGGGGUGGAAGUCAUUUUYUAGUGCAAUUGCGCWGGAUUCCAGAGUUGCGGUACGUUUCCAUGCCGUGCGCGAUGCGAAAUCGAUGCCAGCCACUGCUGAUUCUGGAAGUACCGGACGGAACACGGUGAUCUUGUAAGACCGAUGAGAACAAGAACAAAUAGGACAAAAAGGCAACAACAACAAUAUCAUUGCGCGGCCUGUCACUGUUCUGUGCCAGACAUUGUUCGGUGGAAUUACUACUGCUGGUACUAGUAGUAGUAUGACUAGUGGUGAUGAUCAACUAGUAGUAGUACUAGCAUGGGUACUACUAGUACUGGUGGGAAUGACAAAAUCCAUGYGAGAGCCCUCUUUGCAUGAUUGUUGAAUACAAAACUGAAUGCAUCGAACUAGUACUGGUAUUCAAACCAAAUAUAGUACAAGUUAACAGAGACAAGCAAGAACAAAUAGUAGUAGUAGCACAAGUACGUACUAGUAUAACCCAUAAAAGUACAAAUAGUACUACUAAUUUUGAGGUCACGAUUAGUAUUACUAGAACUACUGGUGGUAAUGGGUGAUUCCCGUAAACAUAGAUUUAAGUAAAAUCGUAUUAGACUU
Molecule: messenger RNA, 3764 nt
Organism: Pseudo-nitzschia multistriata
Lineage: Eukaryota; Bacillariophyta; Bacillariophyceae; Bacillariales; Bacillariaceae
Source: the annotation of a GenBank genome assembly